Molecule: messenger RNA, 1353 nt
Organism: Penicillium expansum
Lineage: Eukaryota; Fungi; Ascomycota; Eurotiomycetes; Eurotiales; Aspergillaceae
Product: Carbon-nitrogen hydrolase
Exons: 6
Coding region: 1-1353 (450 amino acids)
Biological process (GO): L-glutamine metabolic process; translation; oxaloacetate metabolic process
Cellular component (GO): ribosome; mitochondrion
Molecular function (GO): structural constituent of ribosome; omega-amidase activity
Source: RefSeq, a predicted model, not a curated record
AUGGCUACCUUCUUGAAAAAGCCUCUCAAAUUGGCUCUUGUCCAGCUCGCAUCAGGAGCGGACAAGGCCGUGAACCUCUCUCAUGCUCGGAGUAAGGUCCUCGAAGCUGCAAAGGCUGGCGCAGGAUUGAUUGUCCUCCCCGAGUGCUUCAACUCGCCCUAUGGCACGAAUUUCUUUCCAAAAUACGCCGAGACCCUCCUUCCCUCUCCUCCCACGGCUGAACAAUCGCCCUCCUUCCACGCCCUGUCGGCCAUCGCCGUGGAGGCAAAUGCAUACCUUAUUGGCGGAAGUAUUCCCGAGCUGGAGCCUUCCACCAAGAAGUACUACAAUACCUCGUUGGUCUUCUCGCCGACGGGCGCCUUGAUUGGCACUCACCGCAAGACGCAUCUGUUCGACAUCGAUAUCCCGGGCAAGAUUCAGUUCAAGGAGAGCGAUGUACUUUCCCCUGGCAACCAGUUGACAGUCAUUGAUCUCCCGGAGUAUGGAAAGAUCGCUCUGGCCAUCUGCUACGAUAUUCGUUUCCCAGAGGGAGCGAUGAUCGCCGCACGCCAGGGCGCUUUCCUCCUCGUCUACCCGGCGGCCUUCAACACCACUACCGGUCCUCUGCAUUGGUCACUCCUUGCUCGUGCCAGAGCUGUUGAUAAUCAGUCAUAUGUGGCGCUCUGCAGCCCGGCGCGUGAUCUAGAUGCCGCCUACCAAGCCUAUGGUCAUAGCUUGGUUGCUGACCCCAGCGCAAAAAUUCUCUCCGAAGCCGAAGAGAAGGAGACUAUUAUUUAUGCUGACUUGGAUAACGAUUCAGUUGCGAACAUCCGCAGUGCAAUUCCUAUCUCCACCCAGCGACGAUUUGACCUUUACCCCGAUCCCCACUCCGCCCAAUCAGACCCCGCACAGGCAAGCGAGACCACACUGAAUUUCACUCGAAAAUCGACCGCGAAUUCUCCUUCUGACAAUCGAUCACUUCCGCCCACCGUCGACCACCCCUUCAAGAUGUCCAACGUCAAGACCGGCAACAAGCGCUCGGCUAUCGCCGAUGUGGUGUCUCGCGAGUACACCAUCAACCUGCACAAGCGAUGCCACGGCGUCAGCUUCAAGAAGCGUGCUCCUAAGGCUAUCAAGGAGAUCCGCGCCUUCGCUGAGCAGGCUAUGGGCACCAAGGAUGUCCGCGUCGACCCCCAGCUGAACAAGAAGGUCUGGGAAGCCGGUAUCAAGGGUGUUCCCUUCCGUCUCCGUGUCCGCAUCUCCCGCAAGCGUAACGACGAGGAGAACGCCAAGGAGCGUCUUUACUCCCACGUCCAGGCCGUUAACGUCAAGGACCCCAAGGGUCUCCACACCACCACCGUCGAUGACGCAUAA